Molecule: messenger RNA, 1989 nt
Organism: Penicillium bovifimosum
Lineage: Eukaryota; Fungi; Ascomycota; Eurotiomycetes; Eurotiales; Aspergillaceae
Exons: 9
Coding region: 1-1989 (662 amino acids)
Biological process (GO): intracellular potassium ion homeostasis; potassium ion import across plasma membrane
Cellular component (GO): plasma membrane
Molecular function (GO): high-affinity potassium ion transmembrane transporter activity
Source: RefSeq, a predicted model, not a curated record
AUGAAGAAACUGAUCCCCGGCAACUGGCGGCGGAAGACAUGGGACAUCAUAUUGGCGAUGCUGCCACCUUUGAACUUUCUGACGCUGCACUAUUUCUACUUCAUUGCGACCUGUCUGAUUACCAGCGUCAUAUUCUAUUUGACAUCGACGCCAUGGCGCAGUGUUUCCUAUGUAAAUUCAAUAUUCAUGUGCGUUAGCGCCAUGACUGGUGCUGGUCUGAAUACGGUGGACCUGUCGACCCUGAACUCCUUUCAACAAGCAGUACUGUUUCUGCUGCUGAUUCUGGGACAUGCUAUCCUGAUAUCCCUCACUGUACUCCUAGUACGCAAGAGAGCAUUUGAAGCAAAGUUCAAGGGUGUCUCCGAUGCACGAGAAAGAGAGCGGUCUAGUCGCUCUUCAGCAGUUGAUUUGCACGUGGGAGUAUCCACUCAGAGGAGCACCGGGACUGAUAACGAGGCACGGGGAGAAUCAGAUGAUAAGCGCUGGAUUGACGAUGACCAGGUCACAGUUGGCGGCACACCCCGUCUUCAUCAUCAUCGAGUCUUUCCGAUGGCUGGUAUCGGGGCGAGGCCGGACCUCAAUAAUCACCCCCGCGACGCUGUGCCCGUGCCGCUCUCUAAAGAGGACUCGGUGUCUGGCUUCAAGGGUAUUAUCCGUGGUACGCAGAAGUACAUGGCGUCCAAGGGACUGGUAUCCCGCAACUCGCAGUUCCACGAUCUCACUGCAGCUGAGCGUGAGGAACUGGGUGGCGUGGAGUACAAAGCUGUCUCAUUUCUAUCUGUGAUCGUGUUCCUUUAUUUGGUCUUGUUCAUUCUGUUCGGUGUGAUUGGGGUGGGUUGCUGGCUGGAAAUUAAUGAUCCGGACGUGACGCGAUCGAAUGGGCUGUCGCCUUUUUGGACGGGUUCUUUCUUUGCUGUUUCGGCUUUUGUGAACAGUGGAAUGUCUCUCCUGGAUGCGAAUAUGACUGCUUUGCAGUUGAGGGCUUACCCUCUCCUUACAAUGGGGUUACUGAUUCUGGCUGGGAAUACCCUAUUCCCUUGUUUCCUGCGGUUUAUUAUCUGGACGAUGAGGAAAAUGCUGCCGAAUCGGCCGGCGUGGCAAUCAUGGCGCAUAACCCUUGAUUUCAUCCUGGAGCAUCCCCGUAGGGUCUAUACAAAUCUCUUCCCUGCUCGCCAUACUUGGUACCUACUCGGCACGAUUAUUAUCUUGAACGGUAUAGACUGGGCAGCCUUCGAGCUGCUUUCCAUUGGAAACAAGGACAUUGAGAGUCUUCCCACGGAAUUCCGCAUAUUGGAUGGACUGUUCCAAGCUCUAGCGGUUCGCGCUGGUGGAUUCUACGUUGUCACAAUCGCCGACCUUCACCAGGGGCUCCUGGUUCUCUAUGUCCUCAUGAUGUACGUCUCCGCGUACCCAGUCACCCUCACAAUGCGCAACACAAACGUCUACGAAGAACGCUCGCUAGGAAUCUACGCACACGAUGAAACCCCAGACUCACCAGCAAACACCAGCCGCAGCAACCUAGCAAUGAAUCUAAUCCGCCGCCACCUCAACCGUCCCGGCUUCCCCGAGACUUCCCGCGGCUACUUCGUGCACCAGCAGCUCCGCUCCCAGCUCAGCCAUGAUCUGUGGUGGAUAGCACUGGCGGUGUUCUUCAUUGCUAUCGCUGAGGCGGACCAUUACAGUGCCCAGCCUGUGGCGUUUUCAACUUUCAACAUUAUCUUCGAGGUUGUUUCGGCUUAUGGCUGUGUCGGUGUUAGUCUUGGUUUCCCCGGGAAGAAUUACUCUUUCUGUGGGGCGUGGCGUGGUGUUAGCAAGUUGAUUCUGGCUGCUGUUGCGUUAAGGGGGAGACAUCGGGGGUUGCCGGUUGCUAUUGAUAAGGCCAUUAUGUUGCCUAGUGAGUCUUUGGCUUGGGCAGAGGAGGAGGAUGCUGCUUUGAGGAGGGAUAGAUCUAUGGUUUUUCAGGAGCGUGGGCCUGUUGGGUCUGUUUAG